AUGGGCGAAGCGACCGCCUUCAUGCCUCUGCCAAUCGCUGCGCUCGGCAGCGCUGGCGUCUCGCCGCCGUCCGCGUCCACGACGUCGCCCCUCCUGACGUUCAGCAGCAGUCGUGGCGCGGGUCGGAACCUGCGCCAGAAGGUCGUGGACGAGCUCAAGAACGUCCGCGUGCGCAAGAGUCCGGCCAACAAGGAGAAGCUCACGACGGCGCGCGGCUCGGCGCUGCCCCCACCCGCAAUGCCGCCGCCGCUCGAGCUCAAUGACGACGCGGGAGGCGACACGGACGAGCUGCUCCACGACGAGAGCGACGUCCACGACGGGGCCCACGCGGGCGGCCGCGCGGCGCGCGGGGGCUGCAGCAUCUGCGAGCGCUCGUUCACCGUCUUCCGAGCGAAACACACGUGUCGCCUGUGCGCGCAAAAGAUCUGCGACGACUGCAGCAAGAACCGCAUGAAGCUGCAUCGACGGCUUGAGCGCAAAAAGGGCUCGAGACUCUGCGACCCCUGUGCGCGCAACUACAUGCACAUAGAAACGGGCAGUGGCGAAGACACGAUGGGGCCGUCUCCCGACGCUUCGCCGCCGCUUGCAGCGAUGCCAAGUGGCGACACGCACAAACAGGACCGAGACAACGCCGCAGCUGCUGCUGGUGCUGGCCAUGGCCUGUCACGUUGCCACUUGGCGCCGUCAACGAACCAGAAGGUGACAAAGGCGGGCCACGCGUCGGACACAGCUCGGGCGACCAAGUUGAGUGGAGCCUCUGCUGCCCAGCACGCCCAAUCUGGUGCAGGGAGAGCGUCAAAGACACGGCAGAGCGGGGAACGGGGUCGCUUCCACCCGUCCCAUUUGCGUGCGCGCCACUGGGUGUCGCUGCUGGUCGUUGCGGUGCUCGUGAUGUUGCGUGUGGUUUUCUACAGUCGAAGCGCCGAUUCUGUCUCGGAUACGCAGUCUGCAAGUCGAGCGCAGCUGUCGUAUUCGUUCGUGGAGCGUGCCCUGGACAACUUGCUAUCGGUGCACACGCUGGGCACGUAUUUGCUGGGUCUGGUGUUGUUCGAUGAGCUGUCUCGACCAAGGAAUGGAAAGGGGGCUGCAAGGAAACCGCACACGCGUCGUCGUCGUCGACACCGUCGAACGAGUACGAGCAGUUGUGGACACGAGCGUGAGCGUGUACUGUCGAACGCCAGCGCAGGUGGCAAGCGCUGUGGUCCUGACUCAGCGGCUCCCUUGAUGGCUGACACGUCUCAGGACGAAGACUUGGAGGUGAAGGUGAUUGAGCAGAAAAUCGAUGACGAGGGCGUGACAGUCGAGAAGCUCGUGGCAUCGCUCGAAGAUGGGGCGAGGAAUCGUGCACCAGAUGGAGACCUGAGUCUCGAGUGCUUCAUAAGCACUUGCAACGUCAUCUGCGGCUUCCUCGGCGUCUUUGGCCGAGCAACCUCCUUUGCUGGCAGCACUGUCGGAGCCUACUUUACGUCGAUCGACCACAACCUCGAGACGUGGACUGAGCCGACGUCGUCAGCUUCGUGGAAAGGACAGAGUGUGAAAGCUGUGAUUGAACACGAGGUGGGUCUUGGAGUGGCCGAUGUGGGCGGUAAGAAGAAGCCGUCGUGCUCUCGGUGCCUACUGCGUCUACUGUGGUUUAUCCAGUUUGUCGAGGCCUGCGUACGCCUGACGCUGCUGGACUCGACCGACGACAACUGCUACAACGGCGCCAGCAAGGCGUACGAAGAGACUCUGGGCAAGCGCCAUCCAUGGCUUGUUCGGAAAGGCGUCAACACCGCGCUCGGGUCGAUUCCCACGCGCAGCCAUAUCCUCGCAGAGCUGCACAAAGGGGAAGGCGACGCGCUUGACGUGUUGCGCAAGGCACACGCCGAACUGCUGCUCGUCAUUGCGGAGCUCAAGACCGUCUUUGCAGCGCAUGGACUGACGGACCUCAAGUAA
Molecule: messenger RNA, 1935 nt
Organism: Hyaloperonospora brassicae
Lineage: Eukaryota; Oomycota; Peronosporomycetes; Peronosporales; Peronosporaceae
Source: the annotation of a GenBank genome assembly